GGAGGCGUCUGGUUUUCUGGUUGUAAUGGUCGUCCCUUCUGGCCGAAGGGGCGGCGUCCGAUAAAACCACCACGCCUCCUCCCGCAUCGAAAGUGUGCACAUGCUCACUACCCCUGAGUUCUCCCUCUCAGCGAGCUCGAACUUCUUCACUUGUGUCGGGGAAGAAAACGAGAUAUGGCAGCUGGGAUCCGUUCGAUGGGGUUUUUGGUCAAGCAGAUCGUGCUGUUACUUCAGCAGCUAAUGGAUGGCUACAGGUUCAGUCCAACCGAGGAGGAACUGAUCGAUUACUUGAAGUUGGAAGAACCCGGAUGCAGAGAAGGUUUCUGCAUCAUCCCGACAAUAGCAAACAUCUACGAGAUUAAUCCGUCGGAUUUACAGGCCAAGUUCAGCAAGGAAUCGAUCAUUCCAUCCAAUGAUCGAGAAUGGUGGUUCAUAUGUCCACAGAUGCAGAACCAACGGAUUAGCAGGAAAACACCAUGUGGUUCUUCUUGGAAGAUCACCGGUGCUCGUAAAGAUGUCGUAAUUGACGGCAAAAAGAUAGGUUCCAAGACAACAUUAGUCUUCCCUGAUGGUCGGGGCUCUAAGGGUGGCAAGAGCGACUGGGUCAUUCAUGAAUACCGUCUACCCACCGAGGAUUUGAAUAGAAAUUAUGUUCUGUGUCACUUAAUGGAUAAACAAUUUGGAAAGGCUGAUAACUCAACUACAACAUCAGAGCAUGGAGUUAUUGACCUGGCGGAAUUGGAAUCGGUUCUUAAUCAACCUGAUGAUGAUGUCUCAUUUCCUGAGAAAUUGGUCCAAGCAAGGAUGAACGCACUGAUGGAGCCCCGGCAGCACCAGAACCAAAUUCAAUUUUCCUUGCCUGACGUCCUGCAUCUGUUUAAGUGGGGGCUGCGAUCACAAAGUAAUAGAUUUCCCUCCAACAUACAUCAGUGUCUUUUUUCUGAGGUUCAGAAAGGUGAAGAGCCAAGGUUGGAAAAGGAUCAGCAGGAAACUGCAGCCAGAAAUAUCGAACCAAGCAUAUCUUUGGAUGAAACAGCAGCCAGAGAAAAGCAUUUGAUCCAGGCAAAGAUGAAGUCACCGGUGGAGCCCUCUCAGCACCAGAACCAAUUUCAAUUUUCUUUGCCUGACCUACCGCAGCUGCGAUCACAAAAUAAUAGCGUCCCCUCCACCAUACAUCAGUUUGCCAAUAUUGGGAGUCCGUCUGUUGACGACUUCUCAUCGGACAACGCAUUGGAAUCUUUUCUGAAAGGUGCAGAGGCAAGGUUAGAAAAGGUUCAGCAGGAAACUGCAGCCAGAAAUAUCGAACCAUGCAUGUCUUUGGAUGAAACAGCAGCCAGAGCAAAGAAUGGCCAAAUAUCUAUAACGGAGAAUCGCCAAAGUAAAAUCGAACCAUUCGAUGGUGUUUUUCCUCUGGAGGAAACAGGAGGCGUCGCACAGAGUACAUUCAACAGCUCACAUUUUUCGGGACAAGGGUGCGAAGAGCACAAUUUAGCCGGUAAUUCACCCAAGAUGAGGAGAUUGAACAUGCCAGAGAAAAAUCAAAUUCAGUGACAGCAUUGACCUGAUCAACCACCAAGAGCGCAAAAGUUCCACAAAUCCUGCACAGCUUAUUCUUGUGAACUUGCUCGUUGGGAUUUUCCUGUUGAUCGCCAUUGUUAGAGAUAUAGAUGUAUUUAGGAGAUUUCGUGCUAUUGAUUCUGAUAGAUGACAACUGAUAUCUUAUUACUUUAUAUAGCACCUGUA
Syzygium oleosum is the source of this 1743-nucleotide messenger RNA. Its product is annotated as NAC domain-containing protein 96-like. Gene Ontology annotation, molecular function: DNA binding. Gene Ontology annotation, biological process: regulation of DNA-templated transcription. Lineage: Eukaryota; Viridiplantae; Streptophyta; Magnoliopsida; Myrtales; Myrtaceae. Bases 175 to 1551 code for a protein of 458 amino acids. The transcript is spliced from 8 exons. The record is from RefSeq and is a predicted model, not a curated record.